Messenger RNA from Racocetra persica, 326 nucleotides. The record is from the annotation of a GenBank genome assembly. Lineage: Eukaryota; Fungi; Glomeromycota; Glomeromycetes; Diversisporales; Gigasporaceae.
CCAAAUACCAAUUAUGUACUGAAAAAGAAACAUACCUUAUCCUAAAUAAAGGUUGCACUACUAGUCUACGUAGUUAUAUUACCAAUGCUCAUUAUAUCAAUAUUGCCGAGGCUAUUAGUUUUGGAAACUUUCCAGUUGUUCCUCAGUCUAGUGAAAAUAUUCUUAGACAAGUAUUGGUUAAGUGGAUCACAACGAAUAGCUUUCCUUUUACCACCGUUAAAUCAAAAAGUUUUCAGGAGUUAGUUGAUAUAAUUAAAAAGUUAGAUGAUAAUGUCACAAUUCUCUCCACAAGGACAGUUAAGCGGGAUUUGUUAGGCAAAUCUUAG